Messenger RNA from Nanorana parkeri, 654 nucleotides. It is a transcript of the gene MRPL58, whose product is annotated as mitochondrial ribosomal protein L58. The record is from RefSeq and is a predicted model, not a curated record. Gene Ontology annotation, molecular function: translation release factor activity. Gene Ontology annotation, biological process: mitochondrial translational termination. NCBI's taxonomy places the organism in Eukaryota, Metazoa, Chordata, Amphibia, Anura, Dicroglossidae. Gene Ontology annotation, cellular component: mitochondrial large ribosomal subunit. The coding region runs from base 63 to 623 and encodes 186 amino acids. The transcript has 6 exons.
CAGCCGGACGUCAUUUGGCGGAGCACUGUGAACAGACGAGCAGGAAGGGCAUAGAGACCAAUAUGGCGUUGGCCGGUGUGUUACCGCGGCUCAGUGUGUUUCGGCUCACCGGGGUUCGGUACUGCUCCGGUUUUCGGAGUGCUUACAGCUUAGAUAAACUGUAUCCGGACAGCACAAAGCAGCCGGCUAAGGAAAGCGCCCAGAAUUACAGAGACAUUCCCGUUGAUCGGUUGACCAUCUCCUACAGUAAGAGCAGCGGCCCUGGAGGACAGAAUGUUAACAAAGUUAACACAAAGGCUGAAGUGCGUUUUCACUUGUCCUCAGCAGACUGGAUUCCUGAGGAUGUCCGGCAGAAAAUCUCAGUGCUUAACAAAAACAAGAUCAACCGAAGUGGGGAGUUAUUUGUAGUUUCAGAAGUCAGCCGUUACCAGAUGCGCAACUUAGCAGACUGUCUGGCCAAAAUCCGCGCUAUGAUUUCUGAGGCCAACCAAAAGCCCAAAGUACAGACAAAAGAAGAUAUUGAGCUUCGGAAAGUCAGACUUCAAAAUAUGAACCAUGAACGGUUACGGCAAAAGAAGAUGAAUUCCUCCAUAAAACAGAAUAGGAGUGUGAGCAUGGACUAGGUGAUGCCAAGCCUACAGUAGUGGACUUUGU